CGUUGCAUUACGUACGCAGCAGUGUGUGCGAAGGAGUAUUGUAUGCCAGUUUGGAGUGUGCACUGUACGCUGGAACUAUCACUGGAAAAACUCAUUGCGAGUUCAAGUUAAAUAGGCACAAUAUUUCACUUUAUUUCCCAGCUGUUUUCUUUUUUUUAUAGAUUCUAAACUGGAUUAUUCACCCGUAGCCUAUCAAUGUCGUGAUUCAUGCACUUUGGAUGAAGCAGUUCAGAACGGACUUCGAACAUGAGUUGGUGUCUCCAAUAUACAGGCACACUGUAACAUCUCAAGUGGAUUGGAAUUUCAAUGCACGGGAGAGUAAUUUCCACCUGAAAUAAGGAUUUUGCGCAUUUUAUCGCGAGUGUUUUGGAGUCUGCUACUACACAUAUGGAGUAGGCUAUUUUGGAGAUACGCAAAAUGUUUUCUGUUAGAGCGUUAUUAUAGACGAUACAAUGAAAUUGACUUAUCUAUAGACAACGGGUUCACCAUACAAAGAAGAGUAUAAGAAAACAGACGUGCCAGAGAUCUUUCCUGAAGCAAGGACAAAGGGGUCACAUUUACAGUAUCGGAUUGUUAAAUGUGCAUCAGCAACUGUAAAACACACUUCAGCGCACGGGUUCGCGGGCGAAGACUCCACUUGUUAACCGACUCAACAUUAUUUUCUGACCAGUGACAUUUUGAAACUUGUUAUACCAAGGAGUUAAACGUACGCAUACCUUACAAAUCUAUUCGACACUGGAAGGUGAUGAGAUAAAGAAUCCAGAACAUUGUUUUACCUGCAAUAUACUCUUCUGCUUGCAUAGCCUGCACGGAACAGAGGAAACAGGAUUUCACGAUAUCUAUUCAGUGAUGGUUAUCAUUUGUCAUUUUAAACGUGAUUUUACGCAUGAUCUACAUGCGACACUAGCGAAUGGGAUCUAGAAUUGUACAUUUACACUGUAUCCAUUUUUGUUUUAUGAUUUCAUCGUGCCGUUGAUUCAUUUGCAUCACUGAAUAAGCGUGGAAAUGGCAGGCUCCUGUUCCAAUUGGAAGUACUACCUUUGGUUUUUGACAGUCUUGUGCAGGUCGCUGUUGCCCGUGGCCAAAACGUUGGAAUCGGUGGUUUGGAACUCACAAAACCCAAAAUUUCAGUAUGGGAAGGGCUUGGUGAUGUAUCCCGAGAUAGGAGACAAGCUGGACAUUAUCUGCCCAAAGGCAGACAUGGGGCGGCCGUAUGAGUUUUACAAACUAUACCUGGUGAAGAAGGAGCAGGCAGACCAAUGCAGCACAGUCAUGGACCCCAAUGUGUUGGUGAACUGCAACAAGCCUGAGAAGGACAUCAAAUUCACCAUCAAGUUUCAGGAGUUCAGUCCAAACUACAUGGGCCUGGAGUUCAAAAAGAACGUCAAUUACUACAUCACAUCCACUUCCAAUGGGACCCUGGAGGGCCUGGAGAACAGGGAAGGAGGGGUCUGCAACACCCUCUCCAUGAAGAUCGUCAUGAAAGUGGGCCAGGACCCGAACACAGUUGUACCAGACCCAGUGAUAACAGAGAAGCCCAGCCAAGAGGAAAACGUUGUGAAGGAGACUACCACAAAACCAAAUAAGAAGGGGGGCAGUGGUGGGGCCGUGGAGCCAGGCAACAAAGACACCAUGAACCAGGACAACAAGUCAGACUCGUCCGACUCAGCGGAGGGUUUCUUUGCCUCCAAGCCAGCGCUGUUUGCAGUCAUCGGGGCGGGAUGCGUCAUCUUCCUCCUGAUCAUCAUCAUCCUCAUCGUCCUGCUGAUCAAGCUGAAGAAGAGGAACCGUAAGCACACCCAGCAGCGGACCACCGCUCUGUCACUCAGCACGCUGGCCAGCCCCAAGUGCUCUGGGAACGCCGGCUCCGAACCCAGUGACAUCAUCAUCCCGCUACGGACUACAGAAAACAACUACUGUCCCCAUUACGAGAAGGUGAGCGGGGAAUAUGGCCAUCCGGUUUAUAUAGUCCAAGAGAUGCCAGCGCAAAGCCCAGCCAACAUCUACUACAAGGUCUGAGGCAACGACUAUGUCUAGGAUGCUUGCUGUAGGGGAGAAUUCUGGCCUACCUUUUACUACCUUGUCCGUCUGAUGUUGAAAGACACUUUUGAUGUUCAAAAUAGUGACACAAGAACAGAAAUGAAAGAAGGUUGUCCUGGAUACAGUAGUUGAAACAUAAAACAUGAAACAUGUUUCCGGAUAGGCCAAAGGCAGGUUUUGGAGAGAUUGUGUCGUCUUCUCUUCCUGCUUCAAGCUAGAAAUUUUAAUUCACCCAAGUUUUGCUAUACUGUGUGUCUGAGAAGACUGUAAGACGGUAAAGCCUAUGGCGUAGAGAUGCCUUCACUCUGACAAUGGAGACAAGUUGCAAACAGGGUAUACUACACAAACAAAGGACCCUGCAAUAGGGCUGUCACUCAUGGGCUCCAUUCCUGUAAUGAAGCCUCCAUUGUUUGCUCAGAGACAGAAAAAGGCACAGUGUGAUGACAGCAAAAUACACUUCCCUUUCACAACAAAUGUGUUUUACCUGCGCUAUUGUUUUUUAUCAGUCACCUACAGUAGCUUCCUUUUCACCAGUGUCUGCUCCUUCAACAUUGUGUUUCUUUUCUACUGAAUAUCUAGUUAAUACAUUCUAUAUUAUGGUAAAUAUUAAUAUUUCUACUGAAUAUCUAGUUAAAACAUACUAUAUUAUGGUAAAUAUUAAUAUUUUUCAUGUAUCCUUUACUGAUACUUUGUCACAUGUAGGAGGAUCUGUGUCAUUAAUGGCUAUUUUGAGGUUGUCCACUUUCUGUUUAUAAAAGAAACCAACACUUACAUAUGUAGGUCUCAUAAUUGUGUUCAGUAUGUGUCUCCUGUUAUACUUCUUUAAGCGUGUCCAAACAGGCAAAGUCAGGUAUGCAACUGUGGUGGGAAAAAACUAGCAAUGAACAUGUCUCACCCUGGAUGUGAAUUAAUGAAAGACAAAUAGCUCAUACUCAAUUGCGGUGAGAGGUCAUCAUGACUGAAAUAAAUUUAAAGAAAACUAAAAGGUUAUGUUUCAAAAUGACAGGUCACUUCUGUGUCUGAGCGGCCUCGAGGGUUUUCACUCCGAGUUUUCCCCUUUGUGAAAAAGAAUAACAAGAUCAAAUUUGUUUGAGUAGAAAAAAGUGUGGAAGCAAUUAAGAUGUUAUCAAAGGAGCAGAGCCUUUUGCUCCCACCUAAAGGCCGUGUUCUCAGAAGAAUUGGAUGACUUCGGAGGGAAUGAUUUGCGUUCACCUAACGGUAUGACAUUUGUAGUGAUAGUUCUGCUCCUGGAGACAGUGGAAUACUAGGGAUGGUUUUAUUGUUUGCCACAUUCAUGUUUGAGUCUGAAUUCAUUCAUAGCCACUUAGGCAUGGAGCCUGGAUCAGUCGUGUGCUCAGAAUGAGAAGGAAUGCAGGUAAUGUCCAACGUGCUGUGCAUCUCCAUAAAAGCUUGUUUGAGGACAAUGGAAAGAGUUUGGCAACCAGCUCCAAUCCCUAUUCUCCUCAGCUGUGCGAUGAUGGGAAAACCAAACCUUUAAAAUAAAUGUAAAUACAGCGCAGACAAGAGAGGUACAGAGUGGACACUUAAAGUAAGUCAUGAUUCUGCUCCAUUAUAAAUUGUUGUACAAACAUAAUUGCAGUACAGUACAUAUUUAUCUUAAACUGUUCCUACUCACAAAAAGGCUUUUUUAAUUCCUAAAGAGUUUUACCCUUGUUACAACCGCAACGGGAUGGCGCUAAAACAUCUCUGGUGUCUUCAGGAGGAGGACUAAUGAUUUACCAUUCCUAUCACCUGGCAUCCUCAAAGACCAGGCAAGAUUACACUGGUACCAAAUCAAUUUUCAAUAUGAAUCAUCACACAUGUUUUCUGUUUCAAUAUCUUAUCUCCAUGUACUUAAGUGGGUCCCAUAGUCUAGUCCUGUGUGUUUAUUUUGAAACAAGAUAGAUACUGUCAUGUAUUUACAGUAGAAUUACUCUGGCAUACUUUUCAUGUUGAUAACAUUGAGAUUAUUUUAAGUUAUUAAGAAGUUUAUCAGCGAGAGCAGGACACCAGUUUGUUGGCAUUGUUUCAGAUAAGAGAGCAGAUUCACUGUUAUUUAGAUGGAUGUGACUGUAUACUGACAUAUUUCUCUGCUUUGAGGGUUAGAGCAGAUUGACUCUUCUUUUGAAACAUUAUAUAAAUAUUUUUUUCAGUCUGGAUUUAUUUGGAUAAAUUAACAUUGUUUCGCUGAAAAAUAGCCUCAAAGUUGACUUUUGCCUUCCCGGUGUCUUGUACAUUAUCACUUACAUUGCAUAAAUAAAUUAUGUCUACAACAUAUGCAAAUAUGACUCUAACCAUGAUUUGAAAUUUUUUAAACAUAUUUUGUUUGUUUUGAACUGAAUUAUACUGUAACUAAGUUUUAUAAAAAAACGUGUUAAGAAUAAAGCUCAAAUUAAGUCAAUGACAAACUGGUGACAAACAGAAUCCUAAUUCUUUAGCUAUUGAACAAGCAUUGUUUUAUUGUUGUGUGUUGUUUGUCAUUGGGUAAAGGUAUAGUUUAUUACACAAUGAUCAUCUUCACAAUGUUUAAGGAUAAUGUGUACACCACUGUGUGAUCUUCAAUUAUUUACAGUAACACAAUACCCUGUAGUCCUAGAAGUAACAUGUGAUGUCCCUUUACUGCUUGUUUAUUGUUUGUUUUUAUUUUUGGUAAUACAGUGGCCUAAAAUAAUGUAAAUAUGUGAAAAAGUACCAUUUUAAAGUUACAUUUAAUAGAGACCCAUUUAUGAGCAUAAUGUGUUUUUUUUUUAUGCAGAAUUUUGUAAAUAGGUGUGUUUCUGGAAAGACAUUUUGUAUAAAUCUUGAUUUUUUUAUAGACACAAAUCUCUUAGAGCAGGUGUUUUAAGUGCCAGGCCUUGCAAGGAAAGAAGACAAUUGUAUCAUUGUUCACCACAUACAUACAACAUGAGAAACAUUAUUUCUCCUCAGUUUCAUUCUUGCUGUCACAGACUGUUUGUGGGUGGGUGGGGGACUGGAUUGGGAGAAGGGCCAGAUACUCUCCUAUACAUUUUAUAGAUGUUCUCUGUGACACAGUCACCUCUUAAAAUCGAUGGAUAUGUUAGUGAUCUUAAAAACAGGGUAUGGUGAGCAACCAACUAAAUACUUGAUGCCUUGAUGUUUUGAUCAAGAUGAGUCUGAGUAUAAUACGAUGCUACAAAGGUAAAAAAAAAAAUGUUUUACCCAUGCUGAUUAGAAAUAGUCAGAUGAGCAAUACAUUAUUCCGGGCAUCUUUCCAUGCAAGUUUCCCUGAACUCUGUAUGGUCUCACUGACUAAGGAUACAGUAAUUCCAUCUCUAGUCGUGAGAAUCCAAGGUGAAUAAGAAGCAUCGUGCUUGGAGGAGGUCUGCUGAGCUUGCGACUUUGGGAAAUAAAUAAGGCCAACAUACAUGGCUCUAUCUCAGUCCUUCGACACCCCUCAAGGUGAAAUGGACACGCUCUCUUGACCUCCACAGAUUAUCACGAUAUUAUCUCUGGCUCGCUGUAAUGAGAAAGCAGCUCAAGCCCCAGACAUUUCCUCAGCCAUCAGCCACACAGCCAAAUUCAGCCCACCUCUGCUGUGCUGUGUAUGGAGGCCAGGCCACUCGCAUAGUUGAAAAAUAUUACAGCAGUGCUUAGCAACCUGAAAGCUGAAGUGUGUGAACAUCUCCAUGCUAUUGGAGUAAGAAGGAAAAUAUCUACAUUAUUUGGUUUGGUUUUCCUGCUCAAUACAGUUUAAACACUAAUGACUUGUUCAGUGUGGCUGGUUGCUCACUUUCCCUGCCCUCAGUAAGUCAUUAUUGUCAUUGUUUUAUUUCUGUUCAUGAUUCAGUAUUAUUUUCAAUGUACAUGUAUGCAAUCCCAGUGAAUUAUUAUUUUUUGCGUCUGCUCCAUGUUCAUAUAUUUCGCCUUUCAUUCACACACAGCUUCAACCCACGUUCAACAUAACCAGUUACUAUGGAAUGGAAAUUCCAUGAGCCAAGUUUGAAAUCCUGAUAUUGCAUAUUGAUAAAUAAAUUUUUCCUAUGGA
Oncorhynchus mykiss (rainbow trout) is the source of this 6046-nucleotide messenger RNA. RefSeq names its product ephrin-B1. Gene Ontology annotation, cellular component: plasma membrane. The record is from RefSeq and is a predicted model, not a curated record. Gene Ontology annotation, biological process: axon guidance; ephrin receptor signaling pathway. NCBI's taxonomy places the organism in Eukaryota, Metazoa, Chordata, Actinopteri, Salmoniformes, Salmonidae. Gene Ontology annotation, molecular function: ephrin receptor binding.